Messenger RNA from Hibiscus syriacus, 579 nucleotides. Its product is annotated as cellulose synthase A catalytic subunit 1 [UDP-forming]-like. NCBI's taxonomy places the organism in Eukaryota, Viridiplantae, Streptophyta, Magnoliopsida, Malvales, Malvaceae. The transcript has 4 exons. Bases 187 to 468 code for a protein of 93 amino acids. The record is from RefSeq and is a predicted model, not a curated record.
GUUGAUGAUUUGGAAAAUAAGUUUGACUAUCCUCACGGGCACGGUAAGGCAAAGCGUCAAUGGCAGGGUGAAUAUGUGGAUCUUUCUUCAUCCUCAAGACAUGAAUCUCAACAACCAAUUCCCCUUCUAACCAAUGGUUGUACGGUUUUUGGAGAAAUUGCUACACCUGAUAAUCAAUCCGUGCGAAUGACAUCGGGUCCUUUGGACCCUUCUGAAAAGAAUGUUAGUUCGUCACCUUAUGUUGACCCAAGGCAACCAGUUCCUGUGAGAAUUGUGGAUCCAACAAAGGACUUGAAUUCUUAUGGCCUUGGGAAUGUUGAUUGGAAGGAAAGGGUUGAAAGUUGGAAACUCAAACAGGAUAAAAAUGUGUUGCAUAUGAACAAUAAAUACACUGAAGAGAAGGGAGAUCUAGAAGGAACUGGUUCAAAUGGAGAGGAACUGGUUCAAAUGGAGAGGAACUGCAAAUAGCUGACGAUGCUCGUCAACCUUUGAUUCGUGUGGUGCCAAUUUCUUCCUCUCACCUGACCCCUUAGGGUGUGUUUGGAUGGGAGAACGUGGGAUUUUCAUGGGAAUGAAAUC